Molecule: messenger RNA, 1081 nt
Organism: Anastrepha ludens (Mexican fruit fly)
Lineage: Eukaryota; Metazoa; Arthropoda; Insecta; Diptera; Tephritidae
Product: protein ref(2)P-like
Exons: 2
Coding region: 210-497 (95 amino acids)
Source: RefSeq, a predicted model, not a curated record
UGAGUUGACCAGAGAACACGUAUUUUAUCGGCCAAGGGAAUAUCGAUGUUUAGAAAACAAGUGAAGUACAUAAAUACAUACGUACAUACAUACAUAUUUUAUAGAAACUAAAACAAAGGACCUCUAAACGAUCGAAAGUGUCGCGUAGCAGAGCAGAAAGUUUAUUUUCGCAGAAGUUCAGAUUAUUGAAAAAAAAAAAAAUAUUUUAAAUGACGCCUUUGAAAAUUACAUUUGCUAAUGCAAUUCGCAAGCUGAACUUUUAUAUUCGGAAUCGACCGCAAGAUUAUGAGUGUUUGAAACAGCAACUCGACUAUCAUCUCUUCGGUCGGCGCAACUUGCCAAAGUGUGAACUUGAACUCUACUGGAUUGAUCAAGAUUCUGAUGAAAUCUAUGUUCUCAAUAGUGACGAUUACAUUGUGUUCCAAUAUAAAUGUGGAGCGGAAGGCCACCUUUUUGCCGUACCAAAAGCUGUAAAAAACGAAGGAAAAGAAACCUGAGCACGCUGACGUUUCUAGUGAACAGCCCAAAACCAAUGGCCAGCCAACAACCAAGCAAUAAAUAAAUUACCAAAGGCUGCGCACUUAGCACCUAGUAUUUCUAGUAUUUUCUUCCUUUGCACUGAUUAAGUCACUUAAAUCUAAACUGCACAUCUGUAUCCACUCGCUUUCGGCAUUGAACCGGUAAAUCUGCACCAACAAAAGCCAUUGGAAUGUAGAAAAAGUGUUCAUUUCCGUUUUAGUAAUGAACUAUCACAGAAGUUAUUAAUUCUUUCUUUCUUUCAACAUAAAAAUGUUUUGCGUACACUGAAAUAUUUUGAACAAUUUUGAAUUCAUGUAUUUAUGUAUAUUUUCAGGUUUUAUUUAUGUAUGUGUUCUACAAAUGCAUAUAUACUUCAAGUAUGUAAUUUCCGUAAAUUCAUAUUACAACUAUGUUUUACUCUUAUAAUAUAUAUGUGUAUGUAUGUAUACACAAAUGGUCUACCAUAAUACAUAUGUAAAUGGAAAAUCAUCUAUGUAUGUAUGGUAGCGAUAUACACUCUCAUGGAAUUAAUAUAAUAACUGAAAUAAAAAUUAAAUAAAAA